AUGAAUCCAAGCGCAGACGACCUCCCUCUUCGUCCUCAUAAUGCGGAUGCCCCCAGCGCUCCCAUACCAGACGACCAUGGCGCAGAUCUCCAAAUGAACAUGUCGGCCUCGGUCAUGCUAACUAAUCUCCCUCGGGACGCAACACAGGCACUGGCAGACGUCGAGACUAUUGAUUCAGGGAAGGUCACCGUACGGUUCCAGCCUCUGCCAUCUGCCCCGAUUCUGAAGAACAGAGUGUUCAAGGUCAGCGCGUCACAGAAAUUCGAAACCGUCGUCAAGUUCCUCCGCAAAAAGCUGGAUUGCAAAGAGACCGAUUCGGUUUUCUGUUAUGUCAACAGCGUAUUCGCCCCUGGCUUGGAUGAAGGAGUGGGCGGGCUUUGGAGAUGCUUCAAGACCGACGACCAAUUGAUCGUCGCAUAUUCAAUGACGCCAGCCUUCGGUUAG
Molecule: messenger RNA, 444 nt
Organism: Penicillium olsonii
Lineage: Eukaryota; Fungi; Ascomycota; Eurotiomycetes; Eurotiales; Aspergillaceae
Source: the annotation of a GenBank genome assembly